AUGCUUAUCCAGGUCGAAAAUGAAUCUUCCGGAAUGCUAGUCAUAAGAGGUAUGGAACCAGAUAAGAACAUUUCUUUUGACGAAUCAGAUGAAGGGACUACGAAAUCAGGGAGACUAAUUCUCAAUAUUUUACAAGGCGAACUCUCCAAAAAAGCCACAGAAACCCUUAGAUCAGCGGGCAACUCACCUAAAAAACAAAUCCGCUAAAUUAAAGCAGCCCAAAAUAAACAAUCAAAAACUAGCAAUAAUAAUUAGCUAUGAAACCUGACACUAAACCACCUACACGCACAUCCAGCAACAAUUAUCUUGCAGCCAAUAAUAAAAGUAACGAGAUCACUGAACCUAGAAAUUUCAUCGAACCAGAACCAACACCGAUAUAUAUGUAUAUUAGCAAAAUUUACAACUUCUGAUCGGACAAACUAACUUC
Nezara viridula (southern green stink bug) is the source of this 427-nucleotide messenger RNA. Lineage: Eukaryota; Metazoa; Arthropoda; Insecta; Hemiptera; Pentatomidae. The record is from the annotation of a GenBank genome assembly.